Molecule: messenger RNA, 2039 nt
Organism: Sander lucioperca (pikeperch)
Lineage: Eukaryota; Metazoa; Chordata; Actinopteri; Perciformes; Percidae
Gene: rdh8a
Product: retinol dehydrogenase 8a
Exons: 6
Coding region: 282-1235 (317 amino acids)
Biological process (GO): estrogen biosynthetic process
Cellular component (GO): cytoplasm
Molecular function (GO): estradiol 17-beta-dehydrogenase [NAD(P)+] activity
Source: RefSeq, a predicted model, not a curated record
UGCGCAUGCACGGCCACACAUUUUAAAGGAAUUAACUUCAUUUUCAGGGCAGGCGGCACCUAUCAAGUUUAAAAUCCUGUCUACACGAGGUGUUUUCAAUGCCACGUCUUUUUUGGUUACUGAUUUGAUUGAACAUGUGACUGAAUUAGCUAGGCUCACAUGGCUGCGGUGGCUGCAUGAUCCGCUUUACUUUUUUAAAGUCCGGUGAUCGGUAGCUCCCUCGGCAGCGACCAUCCACAGCAGAGGACCGCUGAAAAACACAGCGCCUACCCGGACAAAUCAUGGCGAACAGCGGGCAGAAAGUUGUGCUGAUCACCGGCUGCUCCUCCGGCAUCGGGUUACGAAUCGCCGUCACGCUGGCCAAAGAUGAAAAGAAGCGUUACCAUGUCAUUGCCACCAUGCGGGACCUGAAGAAGAAAGACAAGCUAGUGGAGGCAGCAGGAGAUGCAUAUGGCAAGACCUUGAUAUUGCUUCCACUAGACGUGUGCAGUGACGAGUCAGUCAAGCAGUGCAUCAACAAUAUCAAGGACCGCCAUAUUGAUAUCCUGAUAAACAAUGCAGGAGUGGGCUUGCUGGGACCUGUGGAAAGCAUCAGCAUCGAGGAGAUGAAAAGAGUAUUUGAGACCAACUUCUUCGGUGUUGUUCGCAUGAUCAAAGAAGUGAUGCCAGACAUGAAGAAGAGGCGUUCAGGACACAUCGUGGUCAUGAGCAGUGUCAUGGGUCUUCAGGGAGUGGUGUUCAAUGAUGUUUACACUGCCUCUAAGUUUGCCAUGGAAGGUUUCUGUGAGAGUAUGGCCGUGCAACUGAUGAAGUUCAAUAUCCGUUUGUCCAUGAUUGAGCCCGGCCCAGUGCACACUGAGUUUGAGACAAAGAUGAUGGAGGAUGUGGCCAAGAUGGAGUAUCCAGGAGUAGAUGCCGACACAGUCCGUUAUUUUAAAGACGUUUACCUGCCGUCAUCCAUAGAUAUAUUUGAAGCCAUGGGCCAGACGCCAGAGGACAUAGCUAAAUGCACUAAAAAGGUUAUUGAGUCGAACAGCCCUCGCUUCAGGAAUCUGACUAACAGCCUCUACACGCCUAUUGUGGCCUUAAAGUACGCAGAUGAGACUGGUGGCCUGUCUGUCAACACCUUCUACAACCUACUCUUCAAUUUUGGCCCUCUCAUGCACAUCACCAUGAGCAUCCUCAAGUGCCUUACAUGCAGCUGCCUGCGUAGACGCACCGUCUCACCUAACUGAAGAGGGUGUCCAACCCUGCCCCUUAUCCUUACCUUCCCAUAUUGUUGAACCCCACCCAGUUCCUACUGCCUUAUCCUGAGGUUUUGGGCUAAGCAGGCAGACUAGAGCCAUUAACCCUGGAGAGAGGAGGUGCCUUUUAGUUCAACGAAACUGCCAUGAUAAGCUUUGCCAGACAACAUGCACAAUUGCACAAGUUUGUCACAGAGAUGUAUGCAGAAUGACCUCAUGUACUCACAUAUACACACACACACACACACACACACACACACAGAGAAACAUACAUAUGCAAAAACACAGAAAUACAAGCAACACACACAUUGGAUUAUUGUACAUACAUACUAUAAAGCUAAGGCCAUGCCUUUGUCAGAUAUGGCGUGGCUAUAUAGAGGUUAGAUGUCUAUAUCAUUUAAUAACACACACAGGCAUGACAUGAGAUACAAGCCCCAUGGACAGACAACAAAGUACAAAAAAUGAACUCAGUUACAGAGAGAAACAAUAACAUUAUAGAGAAAUAAUAUGCUAUAAUUUGUAGCUGCCUAGUUAACAAUUCAAUCAGGCUCACCAGAGUUAUAACAUGUAUGACAAAGACGGAAAGAAUAUAUCUGCUUUUAUUGUGCUGUGCCCUUAAGCUUAAUUUCAUGUUUUCCAUAGCAUAGUGUUCUCAUGGCCAUAACUGCUGUUAAAUCAUAUUUUAUAAUCUUUUGAUAAACUGAAUGUUUUUCAAGGUUUGUGAAGGGGUGUAAGAUAUUUUUAAUCUAGCAUCUUGAUUUAAAAAUAAACAGAAUUCUGAUUUAUCCUUAAUAA